Messenger RNA from Stylophora pistillata, 1108 nucleotides. RefSeq names its product small ribosomal subunit protein mS25. Gene Ontology annotation, molecular function: structural constituent of ribosome. The record is from RefSeq and is a predicted model, not a curated record. Lineage: Eukaryota; Metazoa; Cnidaria; Anthozoa; Scleractinia; Pocilloporidae. Gene Ontology annotation, cellular component: mitochondrion.
UUCAACAUGGCCGCCAAGAGUCCCGAACUUUACCGCGAAGCGUUAAAGUAUAUGAACAUUCAUAGCGGUAAGAUUGGAAGAUACGCUGUACAGAAAACAAUCGAGCAUUUGAAAAGGUGCAAUGUUGUAUUAGAUCAGAAUGUUAAGGAAAUGAGGAUCAACAUUCCAAAGCCUGAGCCAAGAGGUGCAGAACGGUUCUUCUAUGAGAACGUUCCACAGCUGAAGUUUAAAAAUCCCCAUGUUGAAUUUUCAGGAUCGCAAAAUCAAUCCGAGCAAGCAGAACUCCUCAUAAAAUUUAGUGAUGAAAGACAAGAAAGAAUUUUGCUUGCAGAGAAGGAACCAUCACAGAUCAUGCAAGAAGUUGUAAAAAAUGCAGCAGCAACAUCCAGCUCAGACCGUAAUGAUGGAUGCAUUCAUUUGUUGUGAUCAAAUGACGUGGAUAAAGUCUGAUGAAACCAACCCUUUGGUCCUACGAGUAACCAGCAUCUUAUUUCUCCCUUCAACAUCACACCUGAAUCACACAUUAAGAUCAGGAGAAUAGCAGAAAUGAUCACAAACUAAAGAAGCUCUUCAUUGUUAAGACAAAUUCUCCGUGUAAGCACCUUAGGAAAUGUAUAGAGAACCGUGUGAAGAAUAUGGAUACUGAUGUUGGAGAGUAAAGGGUUAAGGCAUCUGCAUAUAUAUAAUUAAUUGUCACAAUUUGCUAAUUAAUUUUUAGUUUUAUUGUCAUUGCUUCUCUCAUUCAUUGUUCAAAAAAACAAGCUAUUCACCAGAUAACCAUGAUUAUGUAUAUAAGGAUCAUCAUUAUCACUACUGACUCAUUUUUCUUUUCCUACAGUGAUGAAAAUUUAUGACAAGAUGAAAGUACCUGAGGUGUCACUUGAAACCCUUUUAAAAGCAUUAUGCCAAAUUGUCAUUUUCGACAUUGGGAAAAAAAAAACAGUACAUGUGAGCUUGUCAAAUGACAAUGCAAUUAAUGCAAUCCAUUUUCAUGAGCCAAACUGCAUAGUGGUCAACUUGUGUACAAUUCCUUUAUGUGCCAGUUGUAACUGUUCAUGUAUAAAAGCCAUAAGAUGCCACAAACUAAAUAAAUGCAAUUUUAUUCAUA